This is a messenger RNA of Etheostoma spectabile (orangethroat darter), 1259 nucleotides long. RefSeq names its product pyruvate dehydrogenase E1 subunit beta (gene pdhb). The transcript is spliced from 11 exons. The record is from RefSeq and is a predicted model, not a curated record. Gene Ontology annotation, molecular function: pyruvate dehydrogenase (acetyl-transferring) activity. Gene Ontology annotation, cellular component: pyruvate dehydrogenase complex. NCBI's taxonomy places the organism in Eukaryota, Metazoa, Chordata, Actinopteri, Perciformes, Percidae. Bases 117 to 1199 code for a protein of 360 amino acids. Gene Ontology annotation, biological process: pyruvate decarboxylation to acetyl-CoA.
GAUUGGCUUUUUGUUAUGACAACUUCCGCCCCACUUGUAAACUGCAGCUCUGAUUAGUUGAAACUUCUGACGUACGUAGGGUCCACGCCUUCUCUCCGGCAGAGGACAGAUUAAACAUGGCGGCGUCCGUGAGGUGCUUUCUCCGCUCAGGAAAGAAUGCCGUGUCGGCUCUGAGCCGGCGGGGAUUUCACAAGAGUUCUCCGGCCGCUGUGCAGAUGAUGGUCCGUGAUGCCCUGAACCAGGCGAUGGACGAGGAGCUGGAGAGGGAUGAGCGGGUGUUCCUGUUGGGUGAGGAGGUGGCCCAGUACGACGGAGCCUACAAGGUGAGCAGGGGUCUGUGGAAGAAGUAUGGAGACAAACGCAUCAUCGACACUCCGAUCACAGAGAUGGGCUUUGCCGGCAUCGCAGUGGGAGCCGCCAUGGCUGGCCUGAGACCCAUCUGUGAGUUCAUGACCUUUAACUUCUCCAUGCAAGCCAUUGACCAGAUCAUCAACUCCGCAGCAAAGACCUACUACAUGUCAGCUGGUUUUCAGUCGGUGCCCAUCGUCUUCAGGGGACCCAACGGAGCAUCCGCAGGAGUUGCCGCACAGCACUCGCAGUGCUUCGCUGCAUGGUACGCUCACUGUCCAGGCCUGAAGGUUGUGAGUCCCUGGAGCGCAGAAGAUGCCAAAGGUCUCCUGAAAUCAGCCAUCAGAGACGACAACCCUGUGGUGUUCCUGGAGAACGAGCUGAUGUACGGCGUUCCCUUCGAGAUGUCCGAGGAAUCACAGUCCAAAGACUUCACCAUUCCCAUCGGCAAGGCUAAGGUGGAGAGACAAGGGACUCACGUCUCUUUGGUCAGUCACUCUCGGUACGUCAGUCACUGCCUGGAUGCGGCCGUGGUCCUCGCCAAGGAGGGAAUCGAGUGCGAGGUAAUCAACCUGCGCACCAUCCGUCCUUUGGAUGUGGAGUGUAUUGAGACCAGCGUGAUGAAGACCAACCACCUGGUGACAGUGGAGGGCGGCUGGCCUCAGUUUGGGGUCGGAGCGGAGAUCUGCGCCAGGAUCAUGGAAGGUCCUGCCUUCAACUACCUGGAUGCUCCGGCCACCAGGGUGACGGGUGUCGACAUCCCCAUGCCGUAUGCCAAAAUCCUGGAGGACAACAGCCUGCCCCAGAUCAAAGACAUCAUAUUCUCUGUUAAAAAGACCCUCAAUGUCUGAAACACACACACACAGGGCAAACCCCCCUGAAUCCUUCUUUGUCUUGUUCACACAGACGGU